CUCUGAAACGUUGCCCGGAGGUAAACAAAGAUGGCGUCGCUGCUCAACCUGAAGGACUAUGGCAGCGGGAGUGAGAGUGACAGCGACAGCAUUGGCGAGGAAUCUUUACAACAUUUGCGGCCGAUCGAAAGCGGCAACACUAUCUCUAAGCAAUUACAGUUUGUGGUUAAUCCGGAGGUGACGUCAACGAAAGAGCUAGAUGACCGCCGCCACUUAGACCCACAAGAGAAGGAGCUGAAAUACAACCCAAAGUAUGAUGAACUGUUUGCUCCAACUCUGGGUCCUUACAAGCCAGAGUCGGACUACCACAAAGUGAACCGCAAUACUCUUGCUGGACAUGUUGAACCUGCGCACUUCAAUCAUUUUGAAUUUGAGUCUCAGAGACGCACAUUUACAACUUAUGGGUAUGCUGUUGACCCAUCCAUAUCUGGACAUCCUGAUGAUGGAAGAAGAUACAUCGGAGAUACUGCUACAGCCAAGGAAACUUCCGGGAUAACAGUGUUUGAGACAAAAUAUCCUACUUUUUGUGUGUGUAAGUAA
Messenger RNA from Penaeus indicus, 540 nucleotides. RefSeq names its product pre-mRNA-processing factor 17-like. Gene Ontology annotation, biological process: mRNA splicing, via spliceosome. Lineage: Eukaryota; Metazoa; Arthropoda; Malacostraca; Decapoda; Penaeidae. The transcript is spliced from 4 exons. The record is from RefSeq and is a predicted model, not a curated record. Bases 31 to 540 code for a protein of 169 amino acids. Gene Ontology annotation, cellular component: catalytic step 2 spliceosome. Gene Ontology annotation, molecular function: mRNA binding.